Tinamus guttatus (white-throated tinamou) is the source of this 4928-nucleotide messenger RNA. NCBI's taxonomy places the organism in Eukaryota, Metazoa, Chordata, Aves, Tinamiformes, Tinamidae. The record is from RefSeq and is a predicted model, not a curated record.
AUUCUCUCUUGCACUGUGGCCCCGAUUCCGAACUCUUCCCAGUUUAUCUUCCACUUGGAGAAGAGGAAAAUGAUUUCAUUUUACAAAUAACAAUCACUGUUAGCAACAACUUUGGGGAGACAGUUCAAACUAAUGCUUCUGUGAAGGUUGGACACGCAGAUAUGACCAAGGGGAACCUGACCCUGCAGACCAUCGUAUCCGAGAAGGCCAACAUCAUUCUCAAAGAUGGAAACAGCAGCAGGAGUCUGUUCCAGCUGUAUAAGUCCGUGACCUCAGUUCUUAAUCAGGAGACCCAAGAGGAAAGUCUUAAUACAUCUUUACAGACAGACACACGAAAAGAGCUCCGGGGGUUGAUGUUGACUACUCUGUCUGCUGUUAACGUAACAUCAGUGCAAACUGCCCUUCAGAUGUCAGAAGUUUUGAAAGAAAUCACUUACAGGAGUGAAGAGCUCUCUGUCUCAGCACAGGUAGAAGCCAGCAACACUCUAAAAGACGUCAGUGCUUCCUUGCUUACUGUAAACACAGAGGACAGCAGAGAUGAUCAGAAGAGAAAGGAUGCAGUCAACUACCUAUUUAAUGCAGUUAGCAAUGUGCUUAAAGCUUCUGUACAAAACAGAGAUGUGAAUACUUCAGUGCCCGAGGCAGAACAGAGUUCAGUGUCACUCCAGCUCUUGAAUACAGUUGAAAAUCUACAGAGUGCCCUUCUGUUUGGGAAAGACCCAGAUGAUGAACCAAUGGUCCUUACCACUCCUUCUGCCACAAUGUAUAUUAACAGAUUACAAACAGAGAGCAUGGACGGGACAUCCAUUAAUGUCUCCAAUUCCAGCUCUGCCAGCUUUACUCUCCCACCUGCUUCCUCCCUCAGCAUUGCAGGAGUUGAUGAUGAAACAGUGGAUAUAAGGAUGGUGAGCUUUGCAGCAAACCCCUUUUUCUCCAGUGACACCAGUUUUGAUAUCAGCGGAACAGUGGGAGGUUUAAGUCUUACCGGUCUGGAUGGCUUGAUCAUACCAGUCAGCAAUCUCAAAGAAAACAUUGAGAUUAUGCUACCAAGGCUUUCAGGAAGUCAGGAAGACAGGAUUCUUUUGACUUUAUGCAAUUUUAGUGCUUUCCAAGUCAAUGUCACUUCAGAAAACACAUCCAUAGUGAUCCACCUGGAAUCUGAGCAAGAUAUUCCACUGAUACUCUACUUAGGAUACGAAUAUCGUCCAAACGAAACUAAUUAUGAUAUGAAACAUCAUCUGUUCUGUAAGAAGACUACUGCAGGUGAGGAAAACACCUGGGUUCUUAGUCCAGAAGAACUCUUCUUCGGCGAGGGAACUUACUAUUUCCUGGUUGUGCUAGAUAUGGGAAUGGAUUCUACACUCAAUGACAGGCUAACUAUAGCUGUCACUUGCUUUGCAUCCCGCUGCGUAUUUUGGGAUGAGCACCAGGGGAAAUGGAGUAGCUAUGGAUGCCGUGUGGGACCAAAAACAAAUCCUAGAAGCACACAGUGCCUCUGCAACCACCUGACCUUCUUUGGGAGCUCCUUCUUUGUCAUACCCAAUGCCAUUGAUGUUAGCAAAACCGUGGAGCUAUUUGGUACUUUUGUGGACAACCCUGUGGUGGUGACGACUGUAGGAUGCAUCUUUCUGGUGUAUGUGCUUGUAGUUAUUUGGGCUCGAAGGAAAGACAUCCAGGAUGAUGCCAAAGUGAAAAUCACAGUCCUGGAAGACAACGACCCCUUGGCUCAGUAUCGGUAUCUUGUGACCGUGUUUACAGGACACCGCCGCGGGGCCGCCACAACCUCCAAGGUGACUCUCACCCUCUACGGCCUGGAAGGAGAGAGUGAGCCACACCAUCUAAGCGACCCCGACACACCAGUCUUUGAGCGCGGGGGAGUGGAUGUUUUCCUGCUCUGCACUCUCUUCCCUCUUGGAGAACUGCGGAGUAUUAGACUAUGGCAUGAUAAUUCAGGACACAGUCCGUCCUGGUAUGUGAAUCGUGUAUUGGUCCAUGACCUGGCAUGGGACCAGAAAUGGUACUUCCUCUGUAACUCUUGGCUAGCCGUUGAUAUUGGAGAGUGUGUCCUCGAUAAAGUGUUCCCAGUAGCUACAGAACACGACAUGAAGCAGUUCAGCAAUUUGUUUUUCAUGAAGACCUCCAAGGGUUUCCAAGACGGACACAUCUGGUACUCAGUUUUCAGCCGCUCCCCACGAAGCUCCUUCACACGAGCCCAGCGCGUGUCAUGCUGCUUCUCACUGCUGCUCUGCACCAUGCUGACGAGCAUCAUGUUCUGGGGAGUGCCAAAGGAUCCCGCAGAGCAGAAAAUGGAUUUGGGUAAGAUCGAGUUCACCUGGCAGGAGGUGAUGAUCGGCUUCGAGAGCUCUCUCCUCAUGUUCCCCAUCAACCUGCUCAUUGUGCAGAUCUUCAGGAACACCCGAUCCCGGCCAGCCACACAGGGGAGAGAGAAGAAGCCAGGGAAGUGCGGCCGCGUAUCGCCAAGCCUGCCUCCCGCCCGGCCCGUCACCCAGGCUGGCCGCCUCACUCCAGAGGCUGUGACAAAGGACAUAAGGAGAAUUGUCAGCUCCCUGUUUAAAGCCCUGAAGACUCCAUCACCCACCUCGGUAUCAGACCUUGGGAAAGCAACUAACAUCAACACACUUUUGGCACUGGUUGAGGACAUCAUCUGCCAGCAGAAUAGAGCUGGACACGAGUUUUAUGAUGACAGUAAAAAGAAGGAUGACCCUAUAAUUCUCACAAUAGGUGCUGUGGAUAUGCAAGAAAAAAGAAGCCCAACUCCAGAGAAGGGAGUGUGUGAGCGGCUGAAACACAGUGACUACAAUCGCUGCUUGUACGUGCAGCUCCAGCACGUGGAGAUGGAGCUGGAACUACUGGGGCCCCAUAAGUUUCAGGUGCCUCAGAGUUACACACAGGCUGUUCGGCAGGUUCAGCACAUGAAGAACCUCCUUGAGAGCCGGAUCUGCUCCUCAGCAUCCAGCAGUGAGAGUUUCUCCAGGGAUGGCAAGAAAGGCCCUUCUUCCAAGGGGCUGCCCUGGUGGUUUGUGUUCAUUGCAUGGUUCCUUGUUGCAGCCACCAGUGGUGUAUCCGGCUUCUUUACUAUGCUCUACGGGCUGCAUUAUGGCAAGGAGAACUCCAUCAAGUGGCUCAUCUCCAUGGCCAUUUCCUUCUUUGAAAGUCUUUUCAUCACACAGCCCUUAAAGGUGCUGGGAUUUGCUGCUUUUUUUGCUCUGGUUCUGAAGAAGGUGGAGCAGGAGGAUGAAGAAAAUACGGCCAUUGAUGGGUCUUUAUGUGCCCCAGGAGAAAGAGUGCUGUUCAACACCAGACGGGACAGCAGAAGCAACAUCUACCAGCCACCUCCUGCAUCAGAUGUUGAGAAAAUGAAAAUCAACUGCAUGAAGGAGCAAAAAGCAUUUGCCCUCAUCAGAGAAAUCCUGGCCUAUCUGGGAUUUUUGUGGAUGCUGCUAUUGGUUGCCUAUGGACAGAGAGAUCCCAAUUCCUACUACUUAAACAAGCACAUUGAGAACAGCUUUACAGAUGGAUUCCAGGAUAUCUAUAGUUACCAGGAUUUUUUCACAUGGGCAAGAACUACCUUAGUCAAAAAUCUUUACGGCUCAUACAAAGGAUUCAUUACAGAUGGCAAUUCCAAGCUAGUGGGUAGUGCCCGAAUUCGACAAGUAAGAGUGAAAGGAGACACAUGCCCCAUUGCUGCCAAGCUCCAGCAGGCGAUUCGGGAAUGCCGUGCCCCGUACACCUUCCAAACUGAAGACACCUCGGGUUACGGGGAACGCUGGAACGCUUCAGCUUUCCACAACUCCUCUGACUUGAGCUCAGCGUGGCAGUAUCAGAGUCAGGCCCAACUAAGAGGGCACCCAAUCUGGGGCAAACUUGCCGUCUACCGGGGAGGAGGAUACGUGGUUCACCUGGGGACAGAUCCUCAGAACGCCUCCAGAAUUCUCCAGUACCUUUUCACCAAUGUCUGGCUAGAUGCCUUUACAAGAGCAGUGUUCGUUGAAUUUACAGUCUACAACGCCAACGUGAAUCUUUUCUGCAUUAUAAGUCUGAUGUUUGAAACAAAUGCUCUAGGGGCCUUCUUCACAAGUGCAGAGCUGCAAAGCAUCCAGCUUUACCCAUAUACCAAUAGUCUCCAUAUCUUCGUCAUUGCAGCAGAAGUGAUUUAUUUCUUCUUUAUUCUCUACUACAUGGUAGUACAGGGAAAACUUAUGAAGACUCUGAAAUGGAGAUAUUUCCAGAGCAAGUGGAAUCUCCUGGAGCUGGCCAUUAUAGCGAUUAGCUGGAGUGCCCUGUCCGUGUUUGUGAAGCGGACAAUCCUAGGGACCCGAGACAUCAGCUACUACCAGGAGCACAAAGAGGAAUCUGUAAGCUUUAAUGAAACAGCAACAGCUGAUGCAGUUCUGGGUUACCUGAUUGCUUUCUUAGUACUUCUGUCCACAGUAAAACUGUGGCAUCUGCUGAGGCUCAACCCCAAACUCAACCUGAUCACUUCAACCCUACGCAGGGCCUGGGGUGAUAUCUCUGGGUUCAUCACUGUUAUUGCAAUCAUGUUCCUGGCCUAUUCCAUUGCAACAAACCUGAUAUUUGGCUGGAAGCUCGACUCUUACAAAACUCUCUUCGAUUCGGCAGAGACAAUGGUCAGUCUUCAGCUGGGAAUCUUCAACUAUGAGGAGGUCUUGGACUACAAUCCAAUUCUAGGCUCCUUCUUAAUUGGCUCCUGCAUCAUUUUCAUGACAUUUGUGGUGCUGAAUUUGUUCAUUUCGGUGAUCCUGGUUGCCUUCAGCGAGGAGCAGAAGCAUUACCAGGCUUCCGAAGAAGAGGAGAUUGUUGAUCUAAUGCUAAUGAAGCUCUUCAGUUUCUUUGGGCUUAAAUGCAAGAAGGAUGAGAAGCCGGUCACUAAUGAUCAACAGGACUAA